Molecule: messenger RNA, 2967 nt
Organism: Onychostoma macrolepis
Lineage: Eukaryota; Metazoa; Chordata; Actinopteri; Cypriniformes; Cyprinidae
Gene: rnf139
Product: ring finger protein 139
Exons: 2
Coding region: 149-2110 (653 amino acids)
Biological process (GO): ERAD pathway
Cellular component (GO): endomembrane system; endoplasmic reticulum
Molecular function (GO): zinc ion binding; ubiquitin protein ligase activity
Source: RefSeq, a predicted model, not a curated record
GUAGUAUUCCGUAUUCUACGCAAGUACAUGAUCACUUCCGCGUUCCUCACAUAGCAACAGCAGCAGAGCCAAAAUGGCGACCGGCGGAGAUCCUGCGUGACACCGAGCUGAGUCUCAGCACCGAACCCUGCGGUUCCUCAUCGGCGCCAUGGCCUCCGCUCACGGGCGGCUGGGUCAACACCUCCAGGCCGUGCUGGAUGUGGUUCUAAGGGUCCCGAGCAUCUUUAUAAUCGACGCCAUAUUCAACUCGUACUCAGAUCCCGGUACCGGAUGGACCGGAACCGCCGGGAGAGCAUUAAUCCGCGCACUGGGUAUUCUGGUUUCCAGCGUGGUUCUGGUGCUUUCCCAGAAGUCCCUGUUCAAGUUCUACACUCUGUUCGCUGCCGUUCUGCUGGGCGCGGCGUCGGUCCUCAUCAACUACUACGGCACGUCGCACAUCGAAUUCUACAGCGCGUAUAACCGAGCGGCGCUGGGCUUGGGCCUGCUGCAGCUAAUGCUAGGACUGGGCUACGUUUCGCUGCUGAACGUGCCGUCGCUCUGCGCCGCGUUGCUGGUGCUGGACGUCAUGCUCCCGCUGUGGGGACUGAUGCUGGAGCUCCCGGCGCACGUGCGUCAGGCGCUAGCGCUAGCGUCGGGGGCGGUUCUCGCGACGCAUGCGACCGUUAAUCUGCUUCGGAAGCUGAAGUGGUUCUACUACUCGUGCCGCUACGUCUAUCUACUCCUGCGCCAUAUGUACCGCAUCUACGGCCUGCAGCUGCUGCUGGAGGACACCUGGAAGCGCAUACGCUUCCCUGACAUCCUCCGCGUUUUCUGGCUAACGCGCAUGACGGCGCAAGCAGUCAUCCUAGUGUACGUAGUUCGUGUGGUUCGCUCGGAAAGCGGCCUGCAGCUCGGAUGGGACUUGUUUUGGGACUUGACCAGCAACUUGAUCAUCAGCGGCUGCGAUUCGACGCUCACUGUGUUGGGAAUGAGCGCCGUUAUCUCGUCGCUGGCGCAUUACUUGGGACUUAGCAUCCUAGCGUUCAUCGGCUCAACCGAGGAGGAGGAUAAGCGGCUGGGGUUUGUCGCGCCAGUGCUGUUCUUCAUCCUCGCUUUGCAGACGGGACUAAGCGGACUGGAUCCCGAAGAGCGACUGAUCCGGCUUAGCCGGAACAUGUGCCUUCUGCUAACCGCGAUUCUACAUUUCAUCCACGGAAUGACGGAUCCGGUGCUAAUGUCGCUAAGCGCCUCGCAUGUUUCGUCAGUGCGCAGGCAUGUUCCCGUCCUGCUGGUGUCGCUAGGCCUGUUCGCUCUCCCCGUCCUGCUCAGCUACGUUCUCUGGCAUAACUACGUGCUAAACACGUGGCUCUUUGCUGUCACCGCGUUCUGCGUGGAGCUCUGUCUCAAAGUCCUCGUUUCGCUCACCGUCUACGCGCUUUUCAUGAUCGACGGAUUCUACAAUGUGCUCUGGGAGAAACUGGACGACUACGUCUACUACGUGCGCUCCACUGGCAACGUCAUCGAGUUCGUCUUCGGCGUGAUCAUGUUCGGAAACGGCGCUUAUACGAUGAUGUUCGAGUCGGGAAGUAAAAUCCGCGCGUGCAUGAUGUGCCUGCACGCGUAUUUUAACAUCUACCUGCAGGCGAAGAACGGCUGGAAGACGUUUAUCAACCGUCGCACGGCGGUCAAAAAGAUCAACUCGCUCCCGGAGGUCAAAGGCACGCAGCUGAGGGAGAUCGAGGACGUUUGCGCCAUCUGCUAUCAGGAGUUCGCCGCGUCCGCGCGCAUUACGCCGUGCCACCAUUAUUUCCACGCGCUGUGUUUGCGCAAGUGGCUGUAUAUUCAAGACACGUGUCCCAUGUGCCACCAGCGCGUAUACAUCGAGGACGACGGACACGAGCGCACCGCGUUCUCCAAUAACAACGGCUACGCCGCGCCGGGGCAGGAGAGGGCGGAGUUUGAGGGAGAAGAGGGUGGGGCCGAUGUGGGCGGGGCCGCCGGAGGGGUGGAGCCUGAAGAGCUUCUGGAGGACAACGACAGCAUCGAGUACGACGAGGAAGAGUGGGGGACGCAACCGGGCGUGACGCUCGUAGAAGAAGAGUACAUUAACGACGACACGGACUCCAACUGAAGCAGCACGGAUAUUUAAAUGAAAAAUGAUUGUGAGAUCAGGGACGUUAUCUUUUGUUUGCGUGUGUGUUCAUAUAAAAGGGCUGAUCUUGUGUUUUUCCUGAAAUGCUCUUGACCAUGUUUGGCUGAACGAUAAAGAGUAGGGCUGCAAAAGGAUUAAUCGUGAUUAAUUGAUUCGAUAUAUAAAAGUUUGUUUACAUACUAUAUGCGUGUGCCCUGUAUAUAUAUAUAUAUAUACACAUACAUGUAUAAAUUAAGGAAAAAUGUUCUAUUUAGCUUUUAAAUAUGUACAUAUACACAGUACACACACAUAUAGUAUGUAAACACAAACUUUUAUUUUGAAUCGUUUUGCAGCCCUAAUAAAGAGUGGCGUGCUACUGUAAUCGCAGUAUACCUCGAUAUGAUCACUACUGGUCUCUUGUGUGACCUCUCUUAUAAUUGUGUACAUUAUUGUACAUGUAAUAAAAGAAUGAUACACUGACGUUUGACAGUUGUCCACUGGAGAAAGCUGAAUCAGCUGUUAAUCUCAGUUUGACUGCGAUAUAUUACGCUCUCCGGCAGCAUUUUUCGACUCUCCUCAGUAUCUGAUAGUAUCACACGGUGUUGCUUUAUGACCUGCCUGCCGCAUUUUACAAUGCAAUUAACACGUUUCUCCAAAACGCAGCAUUUUGUUUCCUGAUUUCUGGUGUUGUUGUUGAAUGCAGUAACUCCAUAGAUGCGUGUUUGAUUUCAGGUUAAACUGUUGAUUUGCCAAGAGAACUGAUGUAAAUAAAUAAUCUGCUUUAGUUCUUUUGUAAAUAAAACAAUUAAGCUAAAGUUCUAAGUUCGAAGUGAUCUGGAACUUUGCACUUGAUUAUA